GGGUUUUAUUGUCGCACUGAGUGUAGCUCGUAGCUAUUUCGCUAAGGAUUGUGGAAGUGUGUUUUAAAUUUUCAGUGAGUAAGAAAUUGUAAAUUAUUUUAUUGGAUAGUGUGCCUGUUGUCAAAAAAAAUGGGGAAACGACAGCAUCAAAAGGAUAAGAUGUACAUCACCUGUACAGAGUACACACAUUUUUAUGGAGGCAAAAAGGCAGAAAUCCCACAGGCCAAUUUCAGGCGAUUGCCCUUUGAUCACUGCAGUUUGUCUCUUCAGCCAUUUGAGUAUCCCAUGUGCACUUCUGAAGGUGUGGUCUUUGACCUAAUGAGCAUAGUUCCCUGGAUUAAGAAGUUUGGAACCAACCCCAUCUCUGGAGAGAAACUCGAGGCCAAGUCCCUCAUCAAGCUGAACUUCAGCAAAAACAACGAGGGGAAGUACCACUGUCCCGUCCUCUACACCGUCUUCACCAACAACUCCCACAUCGUGGCCAACAGAGUGACGGGCAACGUCUUCUCCCACGAGGCUGUGGAGCAGCUGAACAUCAAGACAAAGAAUUACAAAGAUCUGCUGACUGAUGAGCCAUUUACUCGCCAAGAUAUCAUCACACUGCAGGACCCCACACAUUUGGAUAAAUUCAAUGUCUCUGACUUUUUCCAUGUGAAAAACAAUAUGAAGGUUCUGGACCCAGAUGAAGAGAAGGCGAAACAGGACCCAGCGUACCACCUGAAGAGCACAAACCUGGAGACGCGCGAGACGCUGGCUGAGCUCUACAAAGAGUACAAGGGCGACGAGCUUCUCGCGUCCACCAUGAAGGAGCCUGAGGCCAAGAAGACGGACAAGCUCAACGCUGCUCAUUACUCCACUGGUCGGGUGUCUGCCUCCUUCACCUCUACUGCGAUGGCUCCAGCAACAACACAUGAAGCAGAUGCUAUCGCAGAGGAUGCAGUUCGCUACCAGUACGUGAAAAAAAAAGGCUACGUCCGCCUCCACACUAACAAAGGAGAUCUAAACCUGGAACUGCACUGUGAUAAGGUGCCCAAAGCUGGCGAAAACUUCAUAAAGCUGUGUAAGAAGGCUUACUACGACGGGACAGUAUUUCACCGCUCCAUCCGAAACUUCAUGAUUCAGGGGGGGGACCCCACAGGCACCGGAACAGGCGGCGAGUCCUUCUGGGGGAAGCCAUUUGCGGACGAGUUCAAGCCCAACCUGUCUCACACGGGCCGGGGGGUACUGAGCAUGGCCAACUCGGGGCCCAACACCAACAAAUCCCAGUUCUUUAUAACCUUCCGUUCGUGCACGUACCUGGACAGAAAGCACACCGUAUUUGGCAGAGUGGUGGGUGGAUUUGGGACCCUCACAGCAAUGGAGAACGUGGAGAGCGACCCUAAAACAGACCGGCCCAAGGCUGAGAUUAAGCUGCUAAGAACUACCGUGUUUGUGGAUCCGUAUGAGGAGGCGGAUGCACAGAUAGCUGCCGAGCGGGAGAAGGAGACUCAGAGGCAGGAGGAGGAGCGAGCCCAGAGCUCCACCUCUCUCAGCAAAGACAAAGGCGAACAGCAGCCCAAAACCUACAGGCCCGGGGUCGGCAAGUACAUCAACAUGGCGGCGGCGAAGCGCUCUGUGGUGGAUGAUGACUGUAAAGCCUCCACCAGUCAAUCAGCAAGCAAGAAGAUCAAAGGUAGGAGUGACUUCGGUGACUUUAGCUCAUGGUAGCCAAGCAUCUCAGCUCACCGGCAGACAGUAUGGACUCUCUGCAGACUGAUUCUCAUGCUUCUCACUUCUUUUGGGACGAUUUUGUAGUUUUAGCUAAGGUUUGGUUCAGCUGUUUUUUUUCUUUUUUUUAAAUAAAAGAUCACAUCUGUCACACAAUUAUUGUAAAAUAGUCCUCCUUGUAUUUUUUUUCUGUUUCUUAUUUGAACAACAAUUGUUUAUUUGGCAAAGUUGACGUAUUUUAUGCCAGAAAUAAAUCCAUUUUCCAAAA
Electrophorus electricus (electric eel) is the source of this 1975-nucleotide messenger RNA. It is a transcript of the gene ppil2, whose product is annotated as peptidylprolyl isomerase (cyclophilin)-like 2. NCBI's taxonomy places the organism in Eukaryota, Metazoa, Chordata, Actinopteri, Gymnotiformes, Gymnotidae. The record is from RefSeq and is a predicted model, not a curated record. Gene Ontology annotation, biological process: protein peptidyl-prolyl isomerization; protein folding; protein polyubiquitination. Gene Ontology annotation, cellular component: catalytic step 2 spliceosome. Gene Ontology annotation, molecular function: ubiquitin protein ligase activity; peptidyl-prolyl cis-trans isomerase activity.